CGUACACAUCCACGAAUAAACUGAGCUAAGCAAAGCUACUUGUAAUGGAGCUGGAGCACAACCUUGAGCUCACCCUCUUCCACCGCUCGUCGUCGACGGAGACCGGCUUCUUCGUCUGCAUCUACUGUGACCGCAAGUUCUUCAGCCCGCAGGCGCUCGGCGGACACCAGAAUGCGCACAAAUACGAGCGCAGCCUGGCCAAGCACCGCCGAGAAAUCACUGCCGCCAUGCGCGCGCAUUCGGCCACCAUGGAUGCGCCGCGCAGGCCCAAGGGUGGUGUCCGAAUCGUCGUUGCUGCAGAUAAUCGGUCGAGGCAGGGAAUGAAGAAAGCUGCUCUGGUGCCUGCCCUUCUGAGUAACAAGGAGAGGUCGUUGGAGCCUGGCUAUGGCGCAGAUAGCACCGACGAGCUCGACUUAUCUCUCAGGCUUUGAUUGGUUCCUUGUACAAUUCAGCUGUUUCGUGGUGCCUGUUUUGGUCUUGUGCGUUCG
Molecule: messenger RNA, 488 nt
Organism: Setaria italica (foxtail millet)
Lineage: Eukaryota; Viridiplantae; Streptophyta; Magnoliopsida; Poales; Poaceae
Product: zinc finger protein 2
Exons: 1
Coding region: 45-431 (128 amino acids)
Biological process (GO): negative regulation of abscisic acid-activated signaling pathway
Source: RefSeq, a predicted model, not a curated record